Messenger RNA from Bubalus bubalis (water buffalo), 6271 nucleotides. It is a transcript of the gene XIRP1, whose product is annotated as xin actin binding repeat containing 1. The transcript has 2 exons. Gene Ontology annotation, cellular component: stress fiber; focal adhesion. The record is from RefSeq and is a predicted model, not a curated record. NCBI's taxonomy places the organism in Eukaryota, Metazoa, Chordata, Mammalia, Artiodactyla, Bovidae. Gene Ontology annotation, biological process: actin cytoskeleton organization; actin filament organization. The coding region runs from base 163 to 5607 and encodes 1814 amino acids. Gene Ontology annotation, molecular function: actin filament binding.
GCUGAGGCUGGCAAGGGGACACAGACCCCGAGUCAGGGCAGCGAGAAGGCAUCCGACGGAGCCAGCAGAGCGAGAGCAGCCCAAACAAGAGGAACCGACAGAGCCGCAGGCUUCACCUGCCGAAACCCCAAACCCCAACAGCUAGGUAGAACCCGCAGAAGGAUGGCCAAUGCCCAGACGCAGGUGGCCCCCACCCCAACCAUCCCAAUGGCAGCUACAGAGGACCUGCCCCUCCCACCACCACCUGCCCUGGAGGAUCUACCACCGCCGCCACCCAAGGAGUCCUUCUCCAAGUUCUACCAGCAGCGGCAAGCCAGCGAGCUCCGCCGCCUCUACAAGCACAUCCACCCCGAGCUCCGCAAGAAUCUGGCUGAGGCCGUGGCUGAAGACUUGGCUGAGGUUCUGGGUUCCGAGGAGCCCACCGAGGGUGAUGUCCAGUGCAUGCGCUGGAUCUUUGAGAACUGGCGGCUCGAUGCCAUUGGGGACCAUGAGAAGCCACCUGCCAAGGAGUCUGUGCCCGGUGGCAACGUCCAGGCCACCUCCCGCAAGUUUGAGGAAGGCUCCUUUGCUAAUAGCAUAAACCAGGAGCCGGCUGGACCUCGGCCAUCUGGAGGGGACGUGCGUGCAGCCCGCCAGCUGUUUGAGACGAAGCCGCUGGAUGCACUGACAGUUCGUGCUGAAGCAUCAGAGGCUACAGUGAGGGAGCCUGCAGCCAGCGGAGACGUCCAGGGUACCAGGAUGCUCUUUGAGACACGGCCACUGGACCGCCUUGGCUCCCGCCGCUCCACCCAGGAGCAGAGCCCCUUGGAGCUGCGCUCAGAGAUCCAGGAGCUGAAAGGCGAUGUGAAGAAGACGGUGAAGCUAUUCCAAACAGAGCCGCUGUGUGCCAUCCGGGACUCAGAGGGCGCCAUCCACGAGGUCAAGGCCGCCUACCGGGAGGAGAUCCAAAGCAACGCAGUGAGGUCUGGCCGUUGGCUCUUCGAGACCAAGCCUCUGGAUGCCAUCAACCGGGACCCCAGCCAGGUGCGGGUGAUCCGGGGGAUCUCCCUGGAGGAGGCAGCCCGGCCCGAUGUCAGUGCGACUCGCUGGAUCUUUGAGACACAGCCCCUGGAUGCGAUCCGGGAGAUCUUAGUGGAUGAGCAGGACUUCCAGCCAUCCCCGGACCUUAUCCCUCCCGGUCCGGAUGUUCAGCAGCAGCGGCGUCUGUUUGAGACCCGAGCAUUAGACACUCUCAAGGGGGAAGAGGAGGCUGGAGCAGAGGCCCCACCCAAAGAGGCAGUGGUCCCCGGUGACGUCCGCUCCACCCUGUGGCUAUUUGAGACAAAGCCCCUGGACACCCUCAGAGACAAUGUCCAAGUGGGUCACCUGCAGCGGGUGGGUCCCCAGGAGGGCGAGAGGUUCACAAAUGAGCGUCUAUCCAAUGCUGACCCCUCAGCACCAACCCUCUCUCAGGGUGCCCCCGAGAGGGAUGGGGUGAAGGGAGAUGUGAAGACCUUCAAGAACCUUUUUGAGACCCUUCCCCUGGACAGUAUCGGGCAGGGGGAAGCUUUGGCCCCUGGGAGCAUAUGCAGAGCAGAAGGAACUGAUUCCGCCGGGCAGUCCCAGGACACAGGGUCCCCAGUGUACGCCAUGCAGGAUGGCAAAGGUCACCUCCAUGCCCUGACCUCCGUCAGCAGAGAACAGGUAGUCGGAGGUGACGUGCAAGGUUACAAGUGGAUGUUUGAGACACAGCCCCUAGACCGACUAGGCCGAAGCCCCAGUACCGUCGAUGUGGUGCGGGGCAUCACCCGGCAGGAAGUGGUGGCUGGAGAUGUGGGCACUGCCCGGUGGCUCUUUGAGACACAGCCCCUGGAGGUAAUCCACCAACGGGAGCAGCAGGAACGAGAGGAAGAAGAAGGAAAGCCUCAGGGAGGCCCUCAGCCCGAAACACCCCACAAGGGUGACGUGCAGACCAUCCGCUGGUUGUUUGAGACGUGCCCGAUGAGUGAGCUGGCCGAGAGGCAGGGGUCAGAGGUCACAGACCCCACAAGCAAGGCACGGUCGUGCACCUGGAUGUUCGCGCCCCAAUCCCCGGACUGGCCAGAAGGCUCCAAGGAGCAGCACCUUGAGGUGAGCCAGGUCCAGGCUGGGGAAAGACAGACAGAGAGACACGUCUUUGAAACUGAGCCUCUGCAGGCCGCGGGCCACCCCUGCAGAAGGGGGCCUGUGCGGUACUGCAGCAGAGUGGACAUCCCCUCAGGGCAGGUGUCUCGUCAGAAGGAGGUUUUCCAGGCUCUGGAGGCCGGCAAGAAGGAAGACCAGGGACCCAGAGAAAUCCCUGAGCCCAUCCCAGUGGGCUCAGUGCACAAGUUCACCUGGCUCUUUGAGAACUGCCCCAUGGGCUCCCCGGUAGCUGAGAGCAUCCGAGGGGGCAACCUCCAGGAAGAGCAGCCUGUGGGUCCCUCAGGCAAGGGGGUGCCGGAGAGGCAAGAGACUGUGGCCGAGGGGACCCUGCGGACGCUGCACGCCACGCCUGGUGUCCUGCACCAUGGAGGCAUCCUCAUGGAGGCCCGAGGGCCAGGGGAGCUCUGCCUCGCCAGGUACGUGCUCCCAUGCCCAGGGCAGGGCAGCCCCCACGUUCGGAAGGAGGAGCUGGUGUCUGGGGAACUCCCCAGGAUCGUCCGCCAAGUGCUGCGCCGGGCAGACGUGGACCAGCAGGGGCUGCUGGUGCAGGAGGACCCCGCGGGCCAGCUUCACCUCAAGCCGCUGAAGCUGCCAGCGCCAGGCAGCAGCGGGAGCAUCGAAGACAUGGACCCUGAGUUCCAGGAGUUGCUGGCUUGUGGCCUCGGGACCUCGGCGGGGAGGAUGGGGCUGGUAAUGCAGGAGACAGAGCAGGGCCUGGUGGCGCUGACCGCCUACUCCCUGCAACCCUGGCUAGCCAGCAGGGCCCCCGAAAGGAGUAGUGUGCAGCUGCUGGCCGGCUGCAUAAACAAAGGAGACCUGAGUGGCCUGCACAGUCUGCGGUGGGAGCCGCCGGCUGACUCAAGUCCCGUGCCGGCCAGUGAGGGGGCCCAGAAGCUGCCCCCAGCUGAAAGCAUCAUCCACGUUCCCCCACUGGACCCUGGCAAGGGGAUAGGGCAUCUGAGAGGGCCGGGGGCCACCCCCUGCGCCCCACAGGCCGCUGGAAAGGCAGUCUCUCUGGCUGGGGAAGAAAAGCAGGAAAGCAAGUGCACUGGGCAGAAAGGGGCGGCAGCUUUAGGAAAGUCAGAGGGAGCCAUGACUAUGCCCCCAGGACCUAGGUUUCCAGCCCUCCAGGUCACUAUGCAGAGUCGAAGGACGCCAACAGCCGAAGCCCAAAGCCUGCAGCAGCAAGCUCGGAACAAGCACAAGCCGGGCCCCGCCCCUGGGGCCGCCUCUCUGCCCACCCAGGAUGGGCUUCCGCAAGCACCGGCCGCAGGGACUGCCCAGAGCAGCAGCAAGCCUCUGGCGGGAGGCAACCCCAGGAUCCCAGCAGCCCCCAGCAAGGUCAGUGGGGAACAGAAAGCACUGCCUGGAGGGCUAUCUGGGGGGUGGGUGACUAUUCAGGAUGGCAUCUACACUGCUCAUCCCGUCAGGACCUUCGACCUACCCGGGGCUGUCCGGCCAUCUGAGCAAGGACCCUUUCCACUCCUGGAAGGCCCGGGUCAGAGUCUCGGGCCCGGGCAAGAGGAGCUGGGGGGCCACACACAGAAGGCCUGGGGGCCUCCAGAGAAGGUGAUGGCAGGACUCGGCCCAGGGGGCCUCCAAGCUGCAAAGACCACCCUGAAGGCUGCCUCUUUAGCCCACCACACUCGGGCCUCUAAGCCUCGGGCAGCAGGUGCCAGUCUGCACUCUCGUAACGCCUCUGUUCCUCCUCCUCCUCCUCUCCCAGCUUCUGUGAUGGAACCGGACUUCCCAGCCCAACCCAGGCAUGAUGAGAAUUCCAUCCGGCAGACUUCCAAGCCCACGCAAGACCCCCUUCUUCACUCCCACAACAGCCCUGCUGGCCAGAAAAGCCCUGGGGAGUCACAGACAAAGACCCUGAAACCAGAGCCUCCCACACACCUGAGAAAGAAGCCCCAGCUGCCCCCCAAACCUGCACACCUAAGCCAGCUCCCCCUUCCUCGCUGGCUGUCCAAGCCCUCAGCCCUGGCUCACAGCGCCGCUGAGGAGGGUGGGCAAGGAAAAUACAAACAAGGUGAGACUGCUACAGCCGGCCGCGACCCUCGGCCAAACAAAGUCUCCAUCGCUGCAGACCAGGGCCCUACUGGACAGAGCCAGCCCAGCCCCCAGCAUGGCCCCAGCACCAUGGCCCCCAGCCCCACCAAGAGCCAGGCGAUGGGCAGCAACAACCACAGCCCUGACCCCCUCAGGCUCUCAGCUCUCAGCAGCCACCCCAUCUCACUGCAGCAGGGCCCUAGCCUCACAGGAGAGAAGUGCUCGGACAGUUCCCAGCAAGGGACCCCCAAGAGCCCUGAGAUUCUGCAGGGAGGCCAGCAAGAGCUCCAGGGCUUCCUGAGCCAGGUGCAAGCUCUGGAGAAGGAGGCCGAAAGCACUGUGGAUGUGCGGGCGCUGCGGAGGCUCUUUGAGGCUGUGCCCCAGCUGCCAGGAGCCCCUCUGGCUCCCGCUAUCUGUGGCAAGCCUGAGGCCUCGGUAGAGCAGGCCUUUGGGGAGCUGACGAGGGUUAGCACAGAAGUGGCCCGGCUGAAGGAACAGACCCUGGCCAGGCUGCUGAACAUCGAGGAGGCCGUGCACAAGGCGCUCAGCUCCAUGUCUAGCCUCCAGCCUGGGACUAACACCAGGGGCCAUUCCCAGGGACCCCCAAAGGAACACAGUGCCCACGAGAUCAGUGUCACAGACAGCGGGAGAGUCGGGCCCAACUGCUCAGGCCAGGAGGUCAAAAGUCAAACUCUAGUCAAGAGCCAAACUGAGGUUACAAGCCAUACUGAGGUCCAGAGUCAAGCCAAGGUCAGAAAUCACUCAGAAGCUGGAAGCCAAGCAGCCCUGGCCACCCCUUCCACCAGGAAGCUGGAGACCUUGAGAGAAGACUCGCACCUUCCCCAAGCGUUACCUCUCAGCAGAGAGUCACCCUCUUCCCCAACCUUUAUCUCCAUGGAGUCGGCCACAAGGAAGCUUCCGGAGGAGGCCAGCCCCAGGGGCAACCCUGAGAUCUCUGUGAAGGGGGCACAUUUCACCCAGGAUGAAUGCCAGACUCAGCCCCACCAGAAAGCUAUCUGGCACAAGGCUGGAGAGAAAGAGGCCCCCCAGCUCUCUGGACCGCCACCACCUGGCCCUGCUGCAGCCAGCGCCCUGCCCACCAGGCAGAAGGGUGCUCUGGAGCUGCAGACAGCGCCGGGUGGCUCCCGGCACUACGGAGCCACAGGACCAGGGACUGAGAGGGUGGACCAGUGCAGGACCACAGCGCUCGUGUCCCCCACCACGGUCACUGAGCCCGCCGAGCCACCCAGGGGCCCAGGCCCCCACCUCGGGCACCACACUUCCCCCUUGAUGAGGCAGUUUCUGCACAGCCAGACUGGGCUCAGCACGGGCCUGGCAGAAGCUGAGAUGCUGCGUGUGCCCUGUGGCCACCCCACACCAGCUGCGCAGUGAGCCCCUCCGUCUGCCACCACAGUCUUCCACCCACCUCCAGGGGCCCGAGACGGAGGUGGGUGCUCACCUCCUGCACGCACGGGGAAAGAACCAAAAAGAAAGGGCAUGUUCUGAGAUCCAGGGGCAGUUUCCCUUUCAUCAGUAGCAUCCAUGGGCCAGGUUCCUGCAAAAGGCAGCGGGGGAUGAUAGGGAAGAAGCCCUAUGGAGUAGCCCAAGCCCAGCAACAGAAUGGGGGCUUGUGGCUGCUUGUGGAGCAUAUAAUGUGCACAGAAACACACGCUUCUCACACAGGUCUGGCCCGCACGCCAACACAAGUGAGUCUGCAUGCCACUGCCUGCGAUUGAGCCCCCUGAGCGACCUUCCACUUUUUCAGUCUUUAUUUCUUUAAUACGAGUCAAAUGUUCUCAGCCUUCUGCUCUUUAAUUCCUAGAGAAGACAGGGCCAGCCGGAUUGGUCUCUGUGACAUGUUGACUAGGGCCCCAGAAGGGCCCCGUCAUCAGCAUCUCCCUCAUUCAGCGGGUCAUCCUGGCAGCACAAAUUUCACACGAAGUCUACGAUCACCAAUGUCCCUAGAAGCCAAAGAUUCUCUCCACCCCCACAGCCUCUCACUUUGUACCCCAAAGAGGAAGGAUACAGUCUAAUAAACCAAAGUUUUAUUCCCUUC